Messenger RNA from Tuber aestivum (summer truffle), 2575 nucleotides. NCBI's taxonomy places the organism in Eukaryota, Fungi, Ascomycota, Pezizomycetes, Pezizales, Tuberaceae. The record is from the annotation of a GenBank genome assembly.
CCACCACCGCCAUCAUCACUAUCACCAUCAUUAUCAUUAUUACCACCAUUAUCCUCGUUAUCCUUAUUACCCUAUUUUUCCUUGGCUAGUUAAUUCUCAGGGUGUAUUUCCUCCUUGCCAGGAAAAUAUCCACCCCAUAACUUUCCGAGAAGCUUUUUCACUACGAUACAACGGCCUUUAAUCCUAAUUUUUAUUCUAUUUUUUUUCCAUAUCUCCCGCCGCCAGGUUCCAGGGCACCCAACAGAAAAUCCCCAAGCUCACUGCCUAUCAUGCCGCCACAACCAGGUAGUGUCCGCUCCGACUCUCCUGACGACUGCCGUCUCUUACCCUGCGACUAUUCUGACGGAAAGGCCCUAUAUCCGACCAAUCUCGAAAAGAAACCCCGUGCCGACGGUGCCUACGAAUAUUAUUCCCCUGUUCCCGCUGGAAGUAGCAAAGAUGUCAUGUGGAGAACUAAAUGUGGUAAUCAUGUUUACCAACUCUUCUCUAAAUCAGAGGGUGCCCAAGGUCAGCGUGAAAUCCUUUGCCGCAUAUCGAUAUGCGAACCUGAAUCCCACCUCUCUAGACCCUUUUACAGACGCCACUUAAAGCUAUCUGCUAACGAUUUAGCGCACAGAACGAACCGACUAUAUUUUUGCCGAGUUUCCACGGAAUUACAAGCUCUUUAAGCAUGUUAAAUGCUCUGCCAAAGUUAGUUAAAAGAAAAAUAUCCUUUGAACUUUCUUAGCUUUCCACACACACUAUAUUGACUUGUUCUACAGGACGGUGUUCUCGGGAAAGAACGUUCGGAUACCUAUCUAUAUGGACACCCAUCAGGAAAACGCUACCGAUCACCAGCCGAGUUCUUCCCCCAUAUUGCGCACCUUUCCAGUUUCAGUGCAAACGAGAACCCCGACGCCAAGGGGAAAUUCUGUCAAUGUUGCUUGUGCAGUGGCGCGGUUUCGAAGAGCGGGCCGACAUCCGCAUCAACCCCCAAGGGAUCGGUUCAAUUCUACCAGAGGGAAGUCAAGAGGGUAAAGAUGGUUAUAUCUCAGGAGGAGAAGCUUGCGGAGCAGGACUGUGGAGGGUGGGUCAUACGCAAAGGGGAGAUUGGGUGGGUUUGGCUUCCUGAUAAUCAGGAGAGAAGUUACGAGGGGAUAGAUUGUAAAAGUCUAGUCGACGGUCAGGGUGGAACCUGGGCUGCUGGGAUAAUUGUUGAGCGCCCUGGAUACACACCUUUCCUCAUGCCCCCUAACGUAAUUACCGGAACCAAAGAACAAGAAACAGACCAAGAUCCGAUGAGAACGUUUGUUAACGUGGAAAAAGACAUUGUUCCACCGUGGGCCACCGAUAACGACUCGUACACUAUCCAGCUCUGUGCUGAGAAGGGGAAGAAUGGGGAGGUUAUCAACGAUGUCAAGCAGUGGUUUGUCAGGCCAUGGCUGUCACGUCCCGAGUGUGCUCUCAACCACGAGGCGAAUGAUUGCGAGCAUCCCUCUAUUGCACCCGGCCGGGAAGCUGCAAGCACAUUUUCGGUAUUUGAUAAGAUCCCUGACAGCGUACAUUUUGUUAGCGAAAAGGGGGAGACAGAAAAAUGCAAGGUGACAUCGUACAAUGGUAUUUAUCUAGGCGCAGAAAAAAUCUGGGUUGAUGAGCCGAUACGUAUCAAGUGCUCCACUGAAGGGAGCACAAUUGUUGGGGCAGAAGAUAUGAUGGUCGUCAAAACAAUUCAGACCUACACUUCACCCUCCAAAAUCAGCGCCGGUAAAUCAACAACCAGAAUUGUCUUUGGAGGUCCAACCUUCACAGCCUUUCCCCGGGAAGGCACAGAGCCGGUUCAAGACGAAGCAAGUCUUCAACUUCCGCCCCGUAUGCGUCGCUCAUGCGGUGGGGACUGGACCAUUAAGUGGUACAUAACGGACGGAACAAAUGAAAAAUCCAAAGCUGUUCUCAAGGACGUUCUUGGGAGAUACUACGAACCCCAGGCUAUUCAGGUGUGGACUGGACGUCAAGACCUCCUCUAUGGGGGCAAUCCGACUCUGAAAAUAUUUUCGGUCGAUAUAAGAGGGUGGGCCAAUUCAAGACUCGAGGCUUUUGGCUGUACUAUCUUGAACGGCUUUGACCUCAGCGCGAUCGAUAUUGAUGAUAAGACCGAGUCAAAGGUUGGGCCAGCUAGGCUCUAUCCACAGGAGGAGGAGGAAGAUGUGUUGAUCCCACCUGCAAAUGUGUGGGGCAAAGCGGAGGAGAGCGGUCAGGAGGUAGCAGAUCAGGAGGUUGCGCGUACGAGCGAUAGGAAUGAGGAUAUAAUGGAGGUUGAUCCCCCCAGAGGUUUUGUGAGUGUCAAUGUACGGACCGUUCCUCAUAGCACCAGUCAGAAACGCGAAAGAAGUGAUUAGAUACUCCCCCAUCUGCCAUUAUCGCAAUGGGGUUGAGAUUGCACUGUCUAUGCAAGGUUUAAUUUGCGGGGGGUAUUUCACAGAUUGUUUUUUUUCCUUUUCCCAUCCAGCUCUAGUUUUAUCAAAAAGGUGUCUACAAUAAACUUUAUUCGUUUUUCUCUUCCCCCUAUAAUGUAUUUAUGAUAACGGGAUCCAACUCU